UGAUGACGUAACACGCCGAAAACGUAGAACUGUGGGAUGACGUCCUUCCUUCUUCCUUUCCUCAACUUCAGGCGAGAAUGAAGACCAUUCUCAGCAACCAGACAGUUGACAUCCCCGACAGCGUCGAAGUGACGUUGAAAGGCAGAACGGUGGUUGUGAAGGGGCCCCGCGGUGUCCUGCGCCGGGAAUUCAACCACAUCAACCUCGAACUCAGUCUUCUGGGCAGGAAGCGUAAGAAGCUCCGUGUGGAUAAAUGGUGGGGUAACAGGAAGGAGCUGGCCACCGUACGCACCAUCUGCAGCCACGUCCAGAACAUGAUCAAGGGGGUGACCCUGGGAUUCCGCUACAAGAUGAGAUCGGUGUACGCUCACUUCCCCAUUAACGUGGUGAUGCAGGAGACCGGCACCCUGGUGGAGAUCAGGAACUUCCUGGGGGAGAAGUACAUUCGGCGGGUCCGCAUGAGGCCAGGUGUGACCUGCACGGUGUCAGCAGCCCAGAAGGACGAGCUGGUUCUGGAGGGUAAUGACAUUGAGCUGGUGUCCAACUCAGCCGCCCUCAUCCAACAGGCAACCACAGUCAAAAAUAAGGAUAUCAGGAAAUUCUUGGAUGGUAUUUACGUGUCCGAGAAGGGAACUGUAUUGGACCCGGAUCAGUGAGCAGUGUAGAGCUGCACUCAUCCAGCAGGCCACGACUGUGAGGAAGAAGGAUAUCCGCAAGUUCCUAGACGGUAUCUAUGUCAGCGAGAAGAGCACCGUCGUGGAGCAGCAGGAAGCUUAAGUCUUUAACUUGUCAACAAUAAAUUACUUUAUACCACA
Molecule: messenger RNA, 815 nt
Organism: Brienomyrus brachyistius
Lineage: Eukaryota; Metazoa; Chordata; Actinopteri; Osteoglossiformes; Mormyridae
Gene: rpl9
Product: ribosomal protein L9
Exons: 8
Coding region: 78-656 (192 amino acids)
Biological process (GO): cytoplasmic translation
Cellular component (GO): cytosolic large ribosomal subunit; ribosome
Molecular function (GO): rRNA binding; structural constituent of ribosome
Source: RefSeq, a predicted model, not a curated record